AUGAACCAUAGGCAAGCACUUAUACUCCUGUCCCAGACAAUGGACCUCAGGAAUGGCAGCACAGUGUCAGACUUUAUCCUUAUGGGCUUUGAACAGAACUCCCCUUCCACUUGGGCAUUGCUGUUUGCUCUCUUCCUAGUCCUCUACUGCCUGGCCAUGGCCAUGAACAGCCUCAUCAUCUUCAUCACUUGGACAAACCCCAGGCUCAACAGCCCCAUGUACUUCUUCCUUUGUCACCCGUCCUUCCUGGAUGUCUGUUUCAUCACCACCACCAUCCCACAGAUGCUGAUCCACCUGAUGGUCAAAAACCACCCUGUCUCCUUCACCUCUUGCAUGACCCAGAUGUACCUAGUCUUCUGUGUGGGUGUGGCUGAGUGCAUCCUCUUGGCUUUUAUGGCCUAUGACCGUUACGUUGCUAUCUGCCAUCCGCUUAGCUAUGCCCAGAUCAUGAGCCAGCAGGUCUGUGUGAAGCUGGUGGGUACUGCCUAGUUUUUCGGACUGAUCAAUGGCAUCUUUCUUGAAUAUAUGUCCUUCCGGAAUCCCUUCUGCAGAGACAACCAUAUAGAAAACUUCUUCUGCAAGGCUCCCAUAGUGAUCACCCUCUCCUGUGGGGACACUCAGUUCAGCAUGAAGGUUAUCUUUGCCGACGCCAUUGUGGCGCUGCUCAGCCCCAUGGUGCUCAUUGUCAUCUCCUAUGCCUGCAUCCUGGCCUCCAUCCUCAGCAGAGCCUCUUCCUCGGGUCGAGGGAUGGCCCUCUCCACUUGCGCCUCCCACCUGACUGUGGUUGUCUUCUUCUAUACCUCGGCCAUGUUGUCUUACAUGAACCCCCGCAGCACACAUGGGCCUGACAAGGACAAGCCUUUCUCCCUCUUCUACACCAUCAUCACCCCCAUGUGCAACCCCAUCAUCUACAGUUUCCGCAACAAGGGCCCUCGGCUCUCGGGAGCCCCGGCUGCUGAGAACGGUCGCAGGGGGCGCUCGCACGAGAGCCUUCACCACAGCCGCGUCUCCCCUGCCGCAGCCUCUGUCCCGGUCUCUGAACUAGGGACUAGGAGGGCACACGGGGGGCCCUCAGAGGGCGCAAGACCCCACGAAAAUGCAGUAUCAGAAGCCACCCUGAAAGUGCGCUACCCUUUCCCGUCUCAUCUCAUUUCCGAAUCCAAAAACCACAUGUCGCCGGGGGGUAGGGGGUGGCAACCAGGCUCUAGGGUUACCACAGACCGGCUCAAGGGCCGAAAAUGUGGGAAGACAAUCCAAGUAUUCUACCCCUAG
This is a messenger RNA of Trichechus manatus latirostris (Florida manatee), 1272 nucleotides long. RefSeq names its product olfactory receptor 10AD1-like. The transcript is spliced from 3 exons. The record is from RefSeq and is a predicted model, not a curated record. Gene Ontology annotation, cellular component: plasma membrane. Gene Ontology annotation, molecular function: G protein-coupled receptor activity; olfactory receptor activity. Lineage: Eukaryota; Metazoa; Chordata; Mammalia; Sirenia; Trichechidae. Gene Ontology annotation, biological process: detection of chemical stimulus involved in sensory perception of smell; G protein-coupled receptor signaling pathway.